CCUUUUUAUCAGUCGACCGAAAAGAUCCGAGGGGAUCCUUCCGCGGCAGCGCCCCGCGCAUUACUUCUAACCAACCCUCGUGUUGGAUACGCGUUUAUACCUUCUGUGCACACACGUUUUCUUGUUUUCUUUCAAGUACUACAUACGUAGCAAACGAUUUUCCUCAUUCAUGUUUUUAGUUGCUCGCAUAUACAUAUAGGGUACGUCGUUACCUUUAAGAGCGUUCAAAUAAAAGCGCGGGAAACAAUCGGUGAUUUGAUUUUUUCGUUUUCUAUUAAAACAAAAUCGUAUCGAUAGAGAUAGUGUGCGACGCGUAAUAAGAGCAACGAUAAUGAAGUCGUUUCGACAUUAUUGCGAUGGUGUAGAAUACGCGUGUCGGGGUAAACGUGUCAAGGUGCCGUCAGCGUAGCGCAACGAUUCCGGUGACGACACGCAACCAACACACGUUGAUUCAACGAGGAAAUCAGACGAAGGUGCGUUUAUUUCCAUGGCAACGUGACGACGCACGGAUUCUUACCACGGAUACGCAACAAGGCUCGAGAAACGAAGCGGAAGCUGAAGCAGCGACAAACUACUACCAGGAUACGCAAAUGUGAUCACGAGAAGGAAGGAUAUGAUAAACUGUGGCCGAUGAAGAAGAGAGCAGCACGAACACGAGUACGAGCAGGAGCACGAGUAAGAGCAAGCGGCUUCGUCGAGGAAGACGAGAAGAAACGACGACGAGGCGGCGGCGGCGGCAGGAAUACCGAUAAAAAGAUCAACACUAGAUCUGAUGUUAGCGGACAUUAACGGUAACUUGGCGGAUCUGAGAAGCGAAGCGAUGGCGUCGCAGAGGUUUUGUCUGCGCUGGAACAAUCAUCAAAGUAAUCUACUCUCUGUUUUCGACCAACUGCUCCAUGACGAGUCGUUCGUCGACGUUACGCUGGCUGUCGAGGGUCAGCUACUCAGGGCACAUAAAAUGGUGCUGUCGGCGUGUAGCCCUUACUUUCAGGCCCUUUUCGUCGGCCACCCCGACAAGCACCCGAUAGUCAUUCUGAAAGAUGUCCCAUACGUGGACAUGCGAAGCCUUUUGGAUUUCAUGUAUCGCGGCGAGGUGAGCGUGGACCAGGACAGGUUAACGGCCUUCUUGAGAGUCGCCGAGUCUCUCAGGAUAAAGGGUUUGACGGAGGUAAACGAGGACAAGUGUGACUUGCCUAGUAUUACCUCAUCGUUGCUUGGCAAUCAAAACACAGUACCUCCACCGCCACCGAAUCUACAUAGAAUAAACCAAAUCGGCCCUCACCACCACGUAUCGCAGAAGAGGAUGCACCAUAUGUCGAGCCAUCCUCUCCUCGGUUCGGCCUUAUCCGCGCCAAAGAGGAAAAGGGGUAGACCGAGGAAGUUGAGCGGUUCAUCCGACACACCGAUCGGCGAGAUAUCCGGACAGGAGUUGCAGUCUUGCUCGGGAGCCGAUCUGGUACAAGGCUCGCCGGAGAUGAUGGAAAUGAAGAUGAGUAUCGACUUUCAGAGCGAAGGUAGCGGGAAUGGUGGCGGGGGCGGUGGUAGAAGUGGGAACGGUACCGGUUCCGCGAGUAGUAACAACGUGAGCAGUAAUAACCUGGGGAAUUCGGCUACGACGGGAAACAACGCGGCAGCGUCAUCCUUGUCGUCGUCGAGAAAGGACGAGCCAACGGAGAACGGUACCGAUACACCUGAGUCGAUUACACCCCGCGUCAAGAGAGAACCGGAACCAACGCCUAGCACCUCUGCCCAAGGCUCUGACGAGACGUUCGCGCGGCCGCACAGUAGGCAAGGGAGCGAAGGUUUCAAGCAAGAGUUCUCGGGCUGCACGAAGUCGGAAGGCGAGACGUGGAAAGAGAAGACAAGAAACGUCGGUUCAGGGAAUCAAACUAGUACAGAAACGUCCGGCUCGAAAUCGACUAGUACCAAUUCGUCGACGACCACAACGAGCUCGUCGACGACCGCGUCCAGUUCCGGUACAACCACCACCACCACAUCAACGAGAAGUUCCUCGGCAUCGCCUGCGACCGGCAGGAACAACGCGCAGAACAACGCCGGUAGUGGGGGUAGCAGCAGCAGCAGCAGCCCUGCACCGACGCUGAACUCGUCGACGAGCGGUCAGGUCGGGACAAUGUCCGCGCCACCGGGUCGUCAAGUACCGAAAAGACGGAUGAGACGUCGCGCCACCUCGCACUCGCAAGAUCCCGCGGAACAGCUUACCGAAAUGUCUGUCCGGGGUUUGAAUCUCUUUCGUUACGCCUCGAUAUCCGAGGGUGUUUAUCAGUGUACCGAGUGCGCGAAGCUCGACAUCCAGAAGACGUUCAAGAACAAGUACAGCUUCCAACGACACGCUUUCCUAUACCACGAGGGCCACCAGAGGAAGGUGUUCCCGUGCCCGGUCUGCGGCAAAGAGUUCUCAAGGCCGGACAAGAUGAAGAAUCACAUGAAAACGGUCCACGAUUGCUUCAUGCCGAAGGACUGCGUGAUGCCUUUCGGCUUUUUUCUCUCGCCUUAGCGGGCGUCGCGAGGGCGUGGUGGGAUGGUGAUCGGUCCGGCACGAAGAACCAUCAUCACGGCUAGGACGGAUGACGAGAAUGCCGGGCAAAGGGCACCGGAAACAGCCGCUGGCAGCGGUGUCCAAAGAAACGUUCGAGGUUCGAUCUCCUCGAGGCUCCAACCGAGGAUGUUGUCCGUGUUCAGGCGGGGCCGCGUUUGAUUAUAAAAAAAAAAAAAGCACACAUUUACCCGUCGUAUCACCCGUCGUCUUCUUCAGCGUCGGCCUAGUCUAGUCACCCCGCAGCGGCGGCGUGCUCGUAUUCUACUCCCUCUGUGUAUGCCGGACCAAUCGCCUAACCCCAUCUCACCCCCGCGUAAGUUCGACUAUGAUAAAUCUGGUAUUAUUAAAUGGCGCGAUAACGAUCGGAUUUAGUCGUUUUACCGAGCGGAUAUGUCGGGAGGAGGAGGAGGACGAUUGGAGGAGGACACCACGCGACCCGGAUCGGAUGCAAAAACACUUGUUGCAGCGGGACGACAUCGAGUGAUCGCGCGGAGAAGACACGAACAUAGGGGAGAAAUGAAAAAUUAUAUAUGUAUCUAUUCGUGACGACUCGACUAGUGAUCUGUGUACAUUUAGUAUUAUGUUAUGAUCCUUGAACUGUGCAAUAGCGCGCUGAUGCUUGUAGUCGAUCGAUGCGUCUACGCCUGUUGUCUCUCCUUCACUAGCGCCCCCGGUCCUUGUUCGUGCGAGUCCCUUCUCGGCGUGUACGGUGCGUUGCAUACGAAUGCCAGCGAUGCCGAAGCCUUUUUGGACAUUUUUAAAAGAGGGACACACUCGACGGCUACGUUUGCGUAUGUACACUUUCUUGUGAUUUAGGCUUCUUUUGUUUAAGGGUAGGUGUAGGGGUACAAGUCUCUAUUGCCUUUUGAUUUAAAAGAGACUGAGAACAGCCAAUCAUAGAACCUCUUGUUAUUGUUAUUAAAAAAUAUGGACACAAGGUAAUAUUUCUAUAUUCUUAACUAACGGAAACCUGAGUUUCACCUGAUUGUACGUUUGGCUGCAAUUUAGACUUCUCUUAGUUAAGAUAAAUAUAAGAAAAUCUUCCACUACUUGCCUUAUUGAAAUAUUCUAGAAACCAAUAUGAAACCCCUUGUUCUUGUAGAUGAAUAUAGAUCCCCUACAUUUUCCCUUGAUCAAAGGAAGCCUAAGUUGCACGUGACCGUACCGUGUGAUGUACGUAAACCAUUGUUUCACAAUGCUGAAUAUUCGUAACGUAUCGGGCCCGCGUAACCGGAAACAAAGCUUUUUUUUAAAUGAAGAAUAAAUCAUGGCAGUAUUUUACGCGGGCGUAGUCUGCAUUAAUUCCAAUUCUCUCGUUAUGUUUUAAGAGUCCAAAUUUAAUGAUAUCGGCGAACAAAUAUUUAAAGGGAUUGAUAUAUUACCUUGCGAAACCGACGAGCUUACUUCGUGCCUUUUCUUCGUUUUUCUUCUUUAAGAAUAAUUCUCGUCGAGGCUUGCGUAUGAAAUUGAUAUAUAUAUUUUUUUUUAAUGCAAAUACAGUGUAACGUAAGCAAUACGAUUAAUGGGACUGACAGUAUACUUCCGUUUCUCUAGAUCAUACCGUGAUAGCUUUAACAAAAAUAUACGUCUUCGAUGCUUUAACGCGAAUGAUUCUAUUUUCUUUUUGUUUCUUUUUUUCUGUUUUACAAAUUUUCGAUUUCAGCAAUUUAUAUGUGAAACGUUGGUUACGAAUGUUACGUUCUCUCUUCUUUUUACAGUCCCUUCUACAACUGCAUGAAACUCUGCAUAUUCUCAGACAAACCAGCUCUUAUUUUUCUUUUUUAAUUUACCUUUGUAAGAAGAUAUUUUUUUUAACUGAACGUACACGUUCAUUUGUACACACAUUUUCUUUAUUUUUACCAACGGCAUGAUAUAUAAAAGGGGGACGUUCGUUCGGAUUUCUUAAAAGUUGCAUGCAGAGUUUCUUAGUCAAGAUUGUUCUCUAUUUUUUCAUUUUUUCCUAAGCCUUCCAACACAGAUUCGAUUCCAAUGGUGCGUAGCGAAGUGCGUAUUAGUAAAAAGUGUAAAAAACAAAAAAAUGGAGGAAAGAAGACGGAAAUGUAUAUUUAUCACAGAGUUUAUAGAUUCGCUGCGAGCACAAAAGACUCGUAGAGUUUUGUUAGAUAGUCCCUAACUAGAGAGACAAAGAGAAAGAAAGAGAGAGAGAGAGAGAAAAGAAACGAAUUAAACUGCAUAGCAGCCUCGGUAUAUGUACAGGUUUUCUGGGAAAGUGUAUUAUAGUUAUUACCAAUUAUUAAUUAUUAUUACUAUUAUCAUUAUUGAUUUACCAUUACUCGCACUACUAUUAAUGCGGCAAACAAUAUUAUUUUUAUUAUCACCGUUACAGUUUAUUGCUAUUAAUAUUAUUAUAUAUAGAUAUAUAUAUAUAUAUAUUGUUUGAUAAGAAUUUAUUAACUUUUAGAUAAUGGACAAGCACCGAUAAAAUUGGUUAUUAUUGCUAGGUAUAUAAGUUAAUAAUGCACAGGCAAACGCAGACAAGUUAUAGAGAAAGUUUAUAUAUGUAUACAGACAUAGUAUAUAUUAUUAUAAAAAAAAAAAAGAAUGGCCCUUCAGUUAGUUCGGGUCUGGACCGUUUGUUUUUCUCUUUGAUUUAUUAUUAUUAUUAUAUUAUAUUAUUAUGUAUAUUAUACUAUUUUUCGUUCAUUCGUUCGUUUAAAAACCUGCAAAGAAAUCAAUUAUUUGAUAACAUUUAUUGUUAACAAGUUUCUUCUAUUUUUUUUUUCUUUUUUCGGUGUUGGGACACCGCGAUGUAGACAUAGUUUUUCUUUUUUUUUCAAGUCGAAUUUACACCGAAAUCACACAUAAUUCUCACACCGUUCGCACGGUUGUUUGUAAUGCAAGUUUUCCGAUUCGUUCGUGGGAAAAAUACGUGUUUUCACGUGUCUGCGACGUUGUUUCGCGAUACAAUGGGAAACAAUGGCGCAGUUACGUUGAAUCGUUUUUACAUAAGGCAACGAUAAACAGGUACAUCUCGUUCGGUCAUGAAUCUUUCGACAGCAUUUCUUAUUUUUCAUAUAAUUCUCGACGAAGUCGUAAUUUAGCAAUAAAAGAUUAAGCGGUUCGCGAGCAAUUAUUGGUAAACGUCGAGUUUUGAUAUUACACGGACUAACUGCAUAUUCCCUGGUUUAAAAAGCCCGUCUUGUUCUACGAAUUUACUAGGAAUAACGUUUAAUACUUCCACGUCGAGUCUCCGAAGCAACGAACUCUGUUCCAAUUCUCGUUUCUCCUUUUGUUUAACACGUUUGCCGAUAUUCAGAAAUUUUAUAAAAUUUUCAUUAGCAUCGUUUUCCUUAAAAAUGUUUAUAUUGGUAAAAAUUCUUUGAAGAGUAUUAAAAAGAAAAGAAAUAUCAAAUUGACAUGGAUACAAUUGGAUAAUUAAAGGGGGAAGUAAGUAAUUAUUUAAUAGUUAUUAAUAUUGGGUUAAUAAUUUAGUCAAUUCUAUGGGAAUCAAUAUAUUUACUGUGUUGGUAUAAAACGUGUUAAAUAUUAGUUUUGACGAGAACAUUCGAACGAAUACCGAACGGAAAACAGUAUUUUGGUCUUCCGAAUCGGUGUUGUACGCGUGAGAGGGUCGUGUGAAAAUGAGCGUGGAUGGAUUGCGUGUAUGUCAGAAUGAUGAUGGUUGUCAAAGAGCUAUUUAAAAAAGAAGAAUAUAUUAUAUAUACAUGUAUAUGUGAAGAGAGGUCUAUUACGCGAGAGGGAAUGUGCAUCUGCGUGUGAUUUGAGCCAGUUAAUAUUCAACACAUUGCUAAUUAGUAGAAAUUCAUUUAUAAUUGGUAAUUAACACAUCUUCAUUUAGUAGAGAUAUUUUUUAAAAAGGGAAUUUUUAUUUUAUUGUUAUUUAUCCCAUUUCUAUAAUUACUAGUUUGUAAUUUUCUAAUUUGGAAUUUAGAAAAUUAAAUUUAAAUCAUCGCUAUUUCAAUACAGAAAAUUCGUGUUGGCAAUGUGUUCGAUAAAAGCAAAUCGCAUGAUGACCGAAAAAGGUAGAAAAUGUUAGCUGAACCUCAGACUAUUCUCGCACAAUCCUUUCUCUUGCGUCCAACUAAUCAUUGUUAUUGUCGUAGAGAGCGUAACUUUUACUUUGAUAUUAAUAUUAAUACGAACACACGCACACAAACACGCAUAUCCGUUGGAAUUGUACGAUCGCUAUUAAAUUGUGCAAGAUAUUUCUGGCAAAAUUUGAAGGAUCCUUCGUAGGAAAAAAAAAAUCUUGCUUUAAGUUCUGCUUGAUCGCAGCCAUAGAUCUCUAGAUUCGUGAUUGGUGAUCGAUAAAUAUGUGAUCGAUAACGCGUGUAUGCGAUUCGUUACAACAGAGAGAAAAUUUAUAUAUACAUUUUAGAAAAGAUAGAGUUGCAUCGUUCGAAUGGCACGACACACUGACGAAUCUUCAAAAAAUCUCUAAAAAAAAUGAAAAAAAAAAAAUAAAAAAAAUACAAAUUCCUAAUUUUAAUGACGUGUGCAAAAAAAAAGCAAUUAAAAAAAGAAACACGAUCGUGUUACACUCUUCUUUUCUUCACUUUCCAUGCAUUGCGACAACAUUACCUUACUUCUUACGUUUUAGUUUUAUACUGCUAUUCUAAUAGUUCUAGAUAUUCUAUAUUAAUAUUAUAUUACUACUAUUGCUAAUUGUCAAUCGUCGAGUAGCGUUUAUUAUUUUAUUUCUUAAUUUUUAAUGUAACACGUCGGGUAUAACUUAGUUAGCGCGGUAAGAUGCGUUAGGCUUUAAUGAAACAAAAAAAAAAAAAUGAUAAAAGGAAACCACGGUAACACGUUAGAAGAGGGACGGGGUGAUGCAAAAGUGAAAAAACCCCGUAGAGAUGAAAAAAAUGAUAACACGGUUAUUGUAUUCAUAAUACAGAUUAUAUUUUAUUUGAGCGUUAAAUGCUAUACAGCUUGCGACAUAAUGCGCUGCCUUCACUUUAUAUGUUUCCCCACUUUUAUUCGUUGGUAGAACGCAAGAUAUAUAUGUAUGUAUGUGUAUCACUAGGUUUUUCUGGCGAACAGAUUUAUAAUUUAUAAAUAUUGAUGGUUGAAAUUGCAGAUUUUAUUCGAGUUAAGCUGCGACUAUGCUACACACUCAAAUAAUUCUCUCACGCGGAAUAUUUAUACUUGAUGUCACGAGAGUCCAUUUUCGUUCCUUUCUCCGCAUUGUCGCUCUGAUUGGCGAUACUUCCAGCGGAAGUGGAAAGCGAUUGGCGGAUCGCUUUCCCCCACCAUCGCUGCGUUCCCCUACCAUCUUCCAACCUGCGCGCUUAGUUAUGGACUCUCGUGACAUCAAGCAUCCAAUAAACAGGAAGAAAAAUUAUUCAAAAUUAACUUGGAAAUUAGUAAUAAGUGCUACGAGUACGUUCGCAAAAUUGCAAAUUAAAAAAAUUAAAAUAAACUAAAGAUAGCAAUAAAAUUUGUAUAGUGUAGAUGCAGCAUUAACGCUAUAAAUGUAUGUACAUAAGUAGAUAUUCUCAACAAUCCGUAAAAAGAAUUGAGAAACAAUGAAAUGCUAUCUAUCGCCAGAAUAUCCAUAGAGACCAUAAGAUUUCUCUGCGAAUGAAAUUCGCGGCGUUACACACGUUUAAACCCGCGAGUACAUUGCCAAGGAUUCGAUAAAAUAUUUAUAACAAAUGUGUAUCCAUAAUUGUUCAAUUUAGCUGUUUCUUUUUUCAAACUAAAACAUGAAUUGCUGUUCCUUUGUGAUCGAGAAAAAGAACGGUAUAAGAAGAUUAAUCGCUUGGAAAUGUACUCGUUCGCACAGUAGACUUCUGAUAUGAAUUAAAAGAUGUUCUACGUUAGUGAUCGUGUCCACCUCUGUAUUAUUCUUACUUACACUAAUUUAAAGGAAAAGAAAUAACGCUGUGAUCCAGCGAUGAUGAUGCAAGCGUGUUUUAGCCAAUUUUUACGGUUAUAUAUGUUUAUUAAUUAGCAAUAUACACCGCAUAUACAUACAUAUAAUAUAUUACAUAUAAUAUAUAGGAUACGAGUACUGGCACUUUUAUUUGCACUGAAACAUCAUGGAAGCAUCGCACAGCACACUAUUUGUUUCGAUAGAAGAAAGAAGCGGUACACGAAGGCAACAUUCUUGAAGAACGUUAACAGGAUACAAUGUUGAAUAGGUAUUUGCAAUAGGGACGAUAAUUGCGUGAACUAUUAGGAGAUAUAAAACGUUGCGGAAGGGAAAAAAAAA
This is a messenger RNA of Osmia lignaria (orchard mason bee), 8756 nucleotides long. It is a transcript of the gene ttk, whose product is annotated as zinc finger and BTB domain-containing protein ttk. NCBI's taxonomy places the organism in Eukaryota, Metazoa, Arthropoda, Insecta, Hymenoptera, Megachilidae. Gene Ontology annotation, cellular component: nucleus. Gene Ontology annotation, biological process: regulation of transcription by RNA polymerase II. The record is from RefSeq and is a predicted model, not a curated record. Gene Ontology annotation, molecular function: protein binding.